UCUUUUUUCUUUCCUUCCUAAAAUUCCCCAUCUAUCCAAAGUCCAAACACUCCCUACUUUCUCUUUCUAACAAUUUUAUUUAAUAAAUAAUUUAAUAUCUAGUUUUUCCGAUGGGAGAAGUAAACGGAGACUUUGACGGCAGAAUCACCAUGGAGGAAUUAGAAGAAGAUGAAAGAGUUCAUGAAUGGGAAUUAGGUUUACCUAACGUCGACGACAUAGCACCGUUAACUCAAGGCUUAAUUCCGUUAGAACUUUUAACGGCGUUCAAUAUCAAGCUGGAACCUUGCCGAACUUCCAGCGAAGUAACACAAGCUUCGGAGGAUACUAUCGCUCUUCUCCGUGGGACGAGUUUUUCCGGUGAAAAUGACGACAAAUCGGAGACGAAGAAACAGCGUCGUAAUGACUCGCCAGAAGAUGCUGACUCAGCUGCGGCGGAUACGGCAGCAGAUAACGGCGGUGAAGGUGGUAGUGGGGGAGGAGAGAAGGCGGUGAAGAGAACGAGAUUGGUAUGGUCGCCACAAUUGCAUAAGAGAUUUGUGGAUGUGGUGACUCAUUUAGGGAUAAAAAGUGCGGUGCCAAAGACGAUUAUGCAGCUGAUGAAUGUGGAAGGAUUAACUAGAGAGAAUGUUGCGAGUCAUUUGCAGAAGUAUAGACUUUAUUUGAAGAGGAUGCAAGGAGAUAGUUUUGAUGGAGGCUCGAAUUCCUCAUCCGAAAAUGGUAAUGGAAAUGAGAAUGGAGGGGUUUCAGUACCGGUUAUGCAACCAGUACCGAUACCUAUGAUGGGCAUGGGAAUGAUGAAUUGUACUGGAUUUGAUCAUAAUCAUAAUUAUAAUUAUAAUCAGCAGAAUAAUGGUCAUUAUAAUAAUAACAACAAUAAUGGAUUUCAUCAGUAUAGUAACGGAAAUAAGUAUGGGUCUGUUGUAUCUUACCAUCAUCAUCCUUCUCAUGUUGGUCCGAGUGGUGACAAUUGAAAAUCUUGGAUGAUGAAUUAUAUUUUUGAGAAAGAUUGAGUAGUUGAACCGUUGGAAAAGGUAAUCCCGAGAACAGGAACAGUUCACACAAACGGCAUGGGAUUGUAUGUGGAAGACGUCCGCCUGCAAUGUAUGGACAAUUCGUGUUUAAGUCUGUAGAAGUCAGAAAACCUGCUGUCUGGUGUAUUACUUUCUACUUCCAUAAAUGUGUAGAGGAAAGAUUUCUGGCAUGAUUUAUCUAGGCUAAUUUAUACUUCUAUAGAUAUAAAUACCACACCGGCUCAAGAAUACGUUUGUAAUAAUAUGUUCUUGAGCUCAAUGUACAAUUGAUUAUAAGCAUAACAUUGUAUGUUCCUUUUCAGUUGUCAAGUUGAAGCAAAACAACAAAUGAUGAACAACAUAAUAUCUUACCACUCUGCUGUGUUCUGCCUA
Messenger RNA from Amaranthus tricolor (Joseph's coat), 1403 nucleotides. Its product is annotated as transcription factor LUX-like. Gene Ontology annotation, cellular component: nucleus. The transcript is spliced from 2 exons. The record is from RefSeq and is a predicted model, not a curated record. The coding region runs from base 111 to 971 and encodes 286 amino acids. Gene Ontology annotation, biological process: regulation of DNA-templated transcription. Gene Ontology annotation, molecular function: DNA-binding transcription factor activity; DNA binding. NCBI's taxonomy places the organism in Eukaryota, Viridiplantae, Streptophyta, Magnoliopsida, Caryophyllales, Amaranthaceae.